AGGGGCCGCUGUGUGGUGGGAGGAGCGGAAGUUGAGGAAGUCGUGUAUUAGAUCGGGGAAUGAAGAGCCCGUGUUUGUUUUAACUGUACGCCGCUCAAGAGUUCAGGAAGCGUCUAUAAAACCAUCCUGAUACAAAACACACACAGUCAUUAGCGCGCACUUAUCAGGACUGUGACACGCGCGCGGCUGGAUCAGGACACUUCUGCAUUAUGCAUUCGGACUGCAGGCUGCUGGGAUGGACGCGUCGGUAAUGGUGGGCAGAGGGACCGGAGGGGCUGCGGUCUUCAUCCUGAUCGUCUUCAUCGUACUCCUCGGUGCCAGAAGCUCGCGGGCGCAGAAGGGGGACGGCUGUGGACACACAGUGUUGGGUGUGGGCAGUGGGAGCCUGGCGUCAUUGGGGUACCCUCUGUCCUAUCCCUCGCACUCCGUGUGUGAGUGGGAAAUAAGCGUGACCGCCGGAUACACAGUCCUUGUGCGCAUUGCGGAUCUUGAUAUCGAUACAAACAACUGCCAGGUGUCUUACCUGCGACUUUAUAAUGGCAUCGGACCAGGACGAACAGAAAUUGUGAAGUUUUGUGGAGGGAAGGAAUGGAGAGAUGCUGUCAUAAAGUCGAAAGGGCAUCAGGUCACCGUGCAGUUCAUGAGUGGACCACAGAACAACGGCCAUGGCCUCUUCCUCUCAUACACCAGUAGUCAGCACACAGACCUCAUCACCUGUCUGGAGAAAGGAGAGCACUUCAGUGAAGCGGAGUUCAGUAAAUUCUGUCCUGCUGGAUGCCUGACUGAUUUUGGAGAGGUUUCGGGGACCAUACCACACGGAUACAGAGAUUCUUCUCCACUCUGUCUGGCCGGUAUUCAUGCGGGUGUGGUCUCCAACACUCAGGGGGGGCAAAUCAGUGUGGUCAGCAGCAAAGGCAUCCCACACUACGAAAGCUCACUGGCUAACAAUGUGACAUCUGUGCCUGGAAAUCUAUCCCCCAGCCUUUUUACUUUCAAGACUAGCGGUUGCUAUGGCACUUUGGGUUUGGAGUCGGGGGUGGUCAGCGACUCUCAGAUCACAGCCUCAUCGGAGUGGGAAUGGGGCGGUCACGGAAAGGAGCCCACUGUCUGGGGCCCCACAGGGGCCCGCCUCAAAACACUGGGACGUCCGUGGGCAGCAGCCAACAGCGACACAAAAGAAUGGAUUCAAGUGGACCUGAAGAAAGAGAAAAGAAUAACAGGUAUUAUGACCACUGGCUCCACCCUCCCAGAAUAUCAGUUUUACAUUUCGUCCUAUGAGGUGUUAUAUAGCCAUGAUGGACAGCAGUGGAAACCCUAUCAGGAAGUGGGAUCAGAUAAGAUUUUCCAAGGCAACACCAACUAUUUCCAGGAAGUGCGGAACAACUUUAUUCCUCCAAUUGAAGCACGGUUUAUCAGAAUAUGUCCCUUCCAGUGGCACCAGAGGAUUGCCCUUAAAAUGGAGCUGCUGGGCUGCCAACCGCAUGCAGGUGAGACUAAUCUGAGAAAUCUGUCUCCGAUUUGGCCAAUUAGCCAUGCUAAACAUGAUUGGAUCUCUUUCUGUUGGUCAGCGAGGCCAAGAAUCCUCCAUCCAACCUCUCCUCCUCCUCGCAGAAAAAGCACAGUGCCCCCCCUGCAGGAAAGGACGACACACACGCCCAACAUCCGAAACACCACCAUGCCUCCACACUCUCAUGAUGAGGUGGCGCUGGUGGCAGUGUUGGUCCCUGUGUUAGUGGUGGUUCUGACAACCCCGGUGUUAGUGAUGGUGUGUUCGUGGCUAUGGAAGAACAGAAAAAGCCCCGAGGUGACUUAUGACCUUCCACACUGGGAACGCACAGUGUGGUGGAAGAGUAUGAAACAGUUGUUGCCCUCUAAGCUGGAUGGAGACGACUGUGUUCGUUACAGUUCCACGGCACGAGUGGACCACCAGAGACCCCGAGUGGAGCCUGCAGAAUAUGCCCAACCGCUUGUCACCGGUACCAUGGCCUCUCUCGGACAAAGGUCAACGUUUAAACCUGAAGAGGCUGAUGCCCCUGAGUAUGAUGCACCUAUUCCCCAGGAACAUUACCAUGCUUACGCUGAGCCCCUUCCUGCUUCUGGCACUGAAUACGCCACGCCAAUCAUGAUUGACAGGGCUAACCAUCUAUCAGGAGGCACUCUACCAUUCAGGGGCCGUGGUUUAGUGGCUCGGACAGACAGCAGCCAAUCAGCAAGCUCAGCCUAUGACACACCCAAGAGCACAUCUGACCAAGCCACACCCACUGAGGGACAGUUGUACCAAGUACCACAGAAUACCCACAAUGCACCGUGUCAGAAAAUAGACUGACCAAUCACAGAAGAGUGGACACUUUUGGAAACCCUCGGCUGAACACUACCUUUCCUAAAAAUCUGCAGAUCAGAUCAGAAUGUGCGCAAACGUGCCGCUUCUAGCCAUCUCAAAUUGUACGCCGCGCAAGUCCUAUCACUGAAAUAACACAAAGGAAUGUCAGGAGAGAGAGAACAGCAGAGAUCUCGUUACACUACUGUGUUUGGUGGGUGUUUUGUUUGUUCAUGCAUCUAAAUGUGUGUGUACGAGUGCAUAUAUGUGACUAUGCUCUGCUAUCAAACUGUGAGUCUUUAGAUAUCUGUGCAUUUUUCUGAGAGCGGAGAUGUAUUCAUCUCGGUCGCUCAUUGUAAGGCACAUUUUUCCCCCUUAGGCAAAGAUAUUUUCAACAAAACCGCCCUCAUGCACAAUAACAAAUGAUCGAAUUUCAGAUUAAUAGACAAACACUCUCAUAAUAACACUGUGAUUCACUGUCAUUUUGCACUGUUGUAUUGUAUUCUGCUGUUACAUAGGUGCCUUCUUUGUGACAUAGCAACACAUGCCUGUGCUGGUUUCUCUACUUCUGUUCCAAAACCUAGUGAGUUAACUUGCUUUGUACUGCUUUAAUAGACAGCUUCCUUAAUACUGCAGUCUAACAACUUAUAGGUGUGUAAAUUAGAUGUUUAAUAAUGAUUCAGACUGACAUUGAUUCUCUUAGCAAGCAUUGUGAUAUUUACAGAUACCUCAAAACAUGCUGUGAUACAUUUACAGUUUGAUUAGAUUAAGGGGCUUGCGACCGAUAUUGAUAUUAUAUGCCUAUUUUAGACAUUUUAUUAACUUACUAAAGCAACCAAAAUAUAACAUGAACAUUUCAUCUCUAAAAUGAAUCAUGAAAAUCAUCAGUUGCUUAUGCAAUGAGAUAACCAUUGACAUCAGUCAAGAACCUAUUUAGACAUCACACAUUGUUUUCAUUUGUAAUGCAAUUCCUAGCAACAAGGCAACUGUUUCUGCUUACUGAGUUUGUUGUGUUCAGAAUGACUCAGUUUACAAAGUCAACGAGUUUAUGAUGCCUUGACUUUUGAAACCUGUUUAGAUUUGAAAAGCGUGUAGUGUAUUCCAGCCUUUAGAUGUCGUGCUUUAGAUAGGAAGCAACUCCCCUGCUCAGUUAAUAGUUUGAUGUUAGCAUGUUGCUAAGCUAACACCUCAGUACUCUAAUAAUUGCAAAAAUACUUUGUACACACAAAUAUUGGUCAAAAUAGUCCAUUUCUUAUAUUUAACUAGUUUUUACUAAUAAAUUUUAGUAUUGAAUGAUAUAUGUGGUUAUUUAAAAUCAUCAGAACAUUUGUAUCCACUCGUCCGCCAUUUUGGAUUCAUUUUUUCAUUUGUCAUUGCAGUAAGCCUACCUUUUGGAGAAAAAACAUGACUGUGAUGCCUUAAAACUCUGUCUUGGUAGGCAGCUUACAAGGUUUUGGAACAGAUUUUGUUGUAGAUUUUUCAUCAUUUAGUUAAAUCUGAAUUAAUUAAAAGUAGGACAGAUUGACAGACAUUUAUUCAGCACAGGAACUAGCAAGGCCUUUAUUCAAAAAGAAAAAAAAAUGGUACAGCAAUGGUGCUGGUGCUGCAUUUUUAAAUUCCAUGGAAAAGUCCUCUGUGCAUGACUGCGCAUACACAUUUUUGCCAAAUAUAUCUUUAGUCAUGCACAUGAAAACUUGUGCCAUGCAAAGAUCCAUUUUUCCUGCUGAUGUUUCCUGCUUGUAUUAAUACUCCCAAACCACUAACAGGUCACGUUUAAGCUACCGAGCAUGCACUGCUUCCAUGGUUACACUGUCCUAAUGGAUACUUUACGAAAGUUGACCCUAUAGUGGUCAAAGGUUAAAGAGCAAAAUACAGGAUGCCAACAGUCUUGCCUAUAAUAGGAUUCACUCUGUGCCAAGUUGUCUUUAUAUCUUGUUUUUUUUUGUUUUGUUUUGUUUUUUGGGGAUUGUUGACUUGAAGACCAAACAACCUGAUGGAUAAUUAGUCCAAACAUAUUAUCCAUUCGAUUUAAUGUUAUCAGACCAAACAUUGCCUCACGCUAUGGAUUUUGGAUACCAGGAUGUUGCAUGUUCAAAGUCAGAUUUGUACACUGUUACAUUUGUCAUUUACUACAAUAUCUGACAAGUCAUAUUUCGGUACUUGCGUUAGUUUACUGGCUUAAAGCAAUGAACUGUCCACAGUGGUGGCACUAUGGACAUGUAUGUGUGUUUCAAUGUCUUUGUGAGUUUAAAAGUAUACCAGAUUCAGUCGUGUUUGUGCAUGUCUGCUUAUAGUUUUUGAAAUCUUAUCAGAGUUGUAUGUAAUGUGUUUCUGUGCACUGUAUCCACAAGCCUGUGUGUGUUCAUGUGUGUCUGCCAUUCACUGUACAUCUGUCUCUAAAUGAUGAUUGGUACUGUAGAUUGAUUGUAUAGAAAAACAAUUUUAAAAUUUUAAAUUGAAGUUUUAUUAAAAAAUAAAAUGUAAUUACAAGAAAUUCA
Messenger RNA from Ctenopharyngodon idella (grass carp), 4815 nucleotides. RefSeq names its product discoidin, CUB and LCCL domain containing 2 (gene dcbld2). Bases 236 to 2326 code for a protein of 696 amino acids. The record is from RefSeq and is a predicted model, not a curated record. Lineage: Eukaryota; Metazoa; Chordata; Actinopteri; Cypriniformes; Xenocyprididae. The transcript is spliced from 14 exons.